Molecule: messenger RNA, 735 nt
Organism: Cadophora gregata
Lineage: Eukaryota; Fungi; Ascomycota; Leotiomycetes; Helotiales; Ploettnerulaceae
Exons: 1
Coding region: 11-319 (102 amino acids)
Source: RefSeq, a predicted model, not a curated record
CAAUCUUACGAUGGCACGCCAUGUCAUUUUUUCCCAGCAAUUGCACACUACAGGCUCUAGUGCUCGUCAAGAGUAUGAUGCUGCUAUGACUCAGGCGAUCGGUCGGUCCCGUAGACCGAAUCAAGGCGGCCUUGUCCAGGUGUAUGAGGCCUUGACUACAAACACCAUCGAGGUUGAUUACAGACAGCAUCGUGGUCACUGCAUCCUCCAGUCUCAGAACGGCUCCGAUGUCUUGAUUGAAGAACAAGCACCCACUGGAUCCUCCUAUUAUGGCCCACUUGCAAGUUCCAUUGCUCAUCUUAUUUCAUUCGAUAGAUAGACAAUUCAACUUGGGUCGCUGGCUCAUAAAAUCCUUGAGAGUUAGCAACCCCUUUCAAUACAAACGUCACAGUAAGUCUUCCUGCAAGAUAUCGCUUCUCCUAAGAGUCCAAUCUAAUUUCGAACCUAGAUUUGGUUGUCUUUCAAGCCUUCUGUUGGUAUGAUGACGCUACCUUGGGCAUUGGAUCUUAGUGGUGGAUAUCGUACGAUGAACUGUUGAUUACACUUUUCGCUUUCUUUCCUUCACAAAAAUGGUGCUGAUGUAUUACGAAUAGAAUGAUUGAGGUGCGAUAGACAUGUCUCUGCAUGACGCAAAACUUGAAAUAGAAUCAUGGUGGUAUGUACGAAUAGGUCAGAAAUGCAAGUGGCCGCAACCCCAAUGAUUGUGUGCUCCUUGCUGUGAUGCUGUGAUUUGUG